AUGGCUGACUCCAGUUGGGGCUGGGACUCUAGUCAGAAUCAGCAGAAUAAUUACAACAGCUAUAACAUGGAUUGGGCCGACAGUCAGUCAUGGAAUCAGCCUAGUUUUUCUAUGCCUGAUUCGUUUUCUCAGUCAUUUGUUUCCGAUCCCAUGUUAAACGCAGCGAAACAGAUUGGUGGGCAGUUUGCGGAACAGCAAAGAGAAAAGCUGGCGAGGUAUUUAUCUGCUUUCCAGUUGAAGUAUUAUUUUGCUGUUGACAACAGUUACGUUGGGAAGAAAUUAGGAAUUCUUCUUUUCCCGUUUGCGCAUAGGGAUUGGUCUGUUUGCUAUAACAGUUCGGACACUCCUGUGCCACCUCGUAUGGAUAUUAAUGCUCCAGACUUAUAUAUUCCUAUUAUGGCUUUCACUACCUAUGUAUUGGUUUCUGGAAUAGUUUUGGGGACACAAGGAAGGUUCACUCCUGAGCAACUAGGUAUUAUUACGACGAAUGCAUUAAUAUACUUAGUGUUAGAAAACAUUCUACUGUUGAUCACUAAGUAUGUAAUGAACAUUUCUCAAGCUCUUAGUUUUUGGCAUACCCUCGCAUAUAGUAGUUAUAAGUAUUUGGGAAUGGUCGUUAGCUUACUGGCUUUUUUACUCGGAGGAAAAACCCCAUAUUAUGGCGUUUUGGGAUACACGUCAGUAGCGAUUGUCUUCUUUUUACUUAGGACAGUGAAAAAUUUUGUACUGGAUGUGCAAAAUAUGUACAGUCACGAUGCAGCGCGAAAACGGAAAUUAUAUUUACUUCUUUUUAUUUCUUUUACUCAACCGUUUAUUAUGUGGUGGUUGACAAGCGGUGUUACAACUUCUGCGGCUGGCAAGAUGGACUUUGCUCAGCUAGCGCUUUCCGGUAUGGGGCUUAAAGAAUUAGCCAGCAAAGGACAUGUUCCGGUUUUGCCUGAUGGUGAUAUUGAUUAUGAAGCCUUGCUCAAAAUGCCGUAA
Molecule: messenger RNA, 981 nt
Organism: Enterobius vermicularis (human pinworm)
Lineage: Eukaryota; Metazoa; Nematoda; Chromadorea; Rhabditida; Oxyuridae
Source: the annotation of a GenBank genome assembly